AUAACAUUUAAGAUUGAAGCGCACCGGUUUGAAAAGGUCACAUCCGCCGUUUGGUUUCUUUUCAAAUGUGAAAUUUUACAGCGAUUAUAUCGUUUUAUUGUCGCAUCUAAUCAACAGAUAUGUCUCGAACAUAUCGCAGCAAACAUGAGGCUGACGAAUUUGCCGAAUCUGUAAAGAAAAGAGCAAAAAAUUCACAAGAGGUGCAGUUGAAAGGCUAUCAUAUUGCAUCCCUCUACUGUGAGGUCCAUGAAUACAAGUCGGCUCUUCCCUACGCUGAAAGCUAUUCCGCUCUGAAGGCAGCGGAUCCCAGAGGAUGGAAGUUACUUGGUUUUAUUUACGAGUCGUUGAAGAACCCGGCCAAGGCCAUCCAAUGCUACCGACGAUCACUGGAGCUCAAUGAUUACCAGAAGGAACUCGUGCUCAAAGUUGCUGAACUUUACUGUGAAGUUCAAUUUGAAGCAGAUAAACAUCGUUACUGGGUGGAGAGAGCAGAGAAGUACUUUCCAAAUCAUCGCAUCAUCCAUAAAAUCAGGGAACACAUCCUUCGUUCAACCAAGAAUCUUCGAGAAUAUGAAAAAUAUCUGAGAGAGAAGCUGAACUCCAACUCCAAUGACAUCUAUCUGAACAUCAAGCUUGUUGAUAUUCUCCUUGAGACCAACCAGAUGAGAGAAGGAUUCCAGCACUGUGCUACCGUUGGUGAUGCUUGUCGCUUUGACCUUGAACCAAGAUGGUGGCAGAAAGCUGCUGUCUUUUACAAGACAAUGAUAAGCCAGAAUAGUGGUCAUCCAGACAGUGUUCUUGUCCAGGUCUACAGCCGUUUGCUGCUAGCGGUCAACAGUCUGGUCAGUCUGGGUCUUGCUAAAAGCUCAGCUCCACCAAGUCACAACCUCCUACAGAUUCAAGCAUUGGACAAACUGCUGAUUCAGACCAGUGAUUUCAUGCCGACAGUCGGGAAUGCCCUACAGCGCCCUCAAGGUGAUGCCGUGGUACAGGAGGUCAAAGGUCAAAUCUUCUUCCAUCUUGCAACUCUUUAUCUGAAAAUGGCUGUUGUGGGUUCUGUAUCACUCUCUGACGUGGUGGAGAUGGCUGCAGCCUGUUACCUGGUCAGCCUACAGGUGGCGCCCUUUAGUCCCAUCACAGAGCUACCCUUGAAGAAAGAACGUAUGGACGGAUUGUCCGUGAGGCUGAAACGGCUCGGUGCAGAAAGACUGAGUGAAGUCUGUCACAUGUUGAACGGAUUGGUGAAGAAACACGAUGAGGAUUGGUUGGAAGCCUGUCGAUCUAAACUCUGCACCAAACAGGGUCGGCAAAGGUUGUUUGAGCAGAUGUAUGGCAUCCAGAAUCCUGAUCCAAGACAAUCCUUUCUCAUGAUGGAUGAUGUGUUCAUACGAACAACAAAUGUAGAAAUACCAGACAUGGUGAACACAGUCUUCAAAUAUGACAAAGCUUCCAUCGAGGGUGGAACCACCAACCUUCAACGUCUUGUAUGGCUUGGUCUCCAGUGGGACGUACGGCAGGAUGAUAUCCUUCCUGACCUGGGGUCGUUCGUUGAAGUGACCUUUAACCGUCUAGCGAUCAGUACAAGGAACCUAGACAACACCUCGGUUGAUAACCUGUGCAUUCUAGAUCUUGAGGCAUUCCUAUAUGCCAGCAUCUUCAUCGCCCGAGCCCAGCUACGUAACCUACAUCAGCAGGGAUUGGCCGGUUUGAAUAUUCCUGUCGCCCUAUUGGUCAAUUGUUAUUCUGAAGAACAGCUUGAUUGGUAUAUGUCCGUCUAUCAGCUCUACAGUGGAAAGGCUAAGCCAGUGGACCUUGGCAAGUUUCGGCUGACGGCCAAGAAAGGACUGGAAGUUCUCCGAUGUCAGAAGAAUCAUGGCAUGGAGACACAGCUGCUUGUCGAGCUGGGAAGAACGUUCAGUGCAAGAGUUGAAGAGCUUCGGAAGGAAUCGCAAGAUCCCAACGACCGGCGUGAUCGUCGUGAGGCAUACCAAGCCAUGAGUGUUCUUUACUGGGAAGCUGCAUUAGAUCAUCUCAAGAUGAUGGCCAGUCAUCGAGCAGUCCUACAUCCCAAGAAACCAAUGUUUUCACAUGUCCACAAACCAUUUGAGGAUGGUCAGGUUGCUAAGUUACUUGAUGAAGGUGCUGUAGUGAUCGCCGAGUCGCUCUUUGAGAAAGGUCAACACCAGGUGGCGCUAUCUAACCUUGCUAAAGCUAAAUCACCAAAAGCUCUCUUUGCAAAAGCUAUGAUGCUUCAUGUGUUGGCCUCUAUGGAGACAGAGAAUAGACCAGUUGAUAAGAUUACAGUGGAUACCUUGAAGAAACAAGGAGAUCUCUUAGACCAAUCCAAACAUACUCUCUAUCUCACCAUGGAUAGCAUUGAUAAGGAACCAAGAAAUCCGCUCCAUGAGGAGGUCCAGACACUCUUAGAGGAGAUUGAGUCAGAGCAAGCGUCAAUCUUAGAACAGAUCACAGCCCUGGAGACUAACCCUUCUGAUAUCUCAAACCUCUCAUCUAUAAGACACUCCUUCCUAGGGGAGAGCACUCGGAGCUCAAGUCAUAGGACGCCCUCACGGGACUACGACUCGCCAUUCAGGGAGUCGAUGGCUAGAGAGAAUCGGACCCUAUCACAAUCUCAGUACUCAGAACAGCUGAGUCCUGAUCCGAGCCCUCGUCGUCUGGCAGCUGAGGUUCGCGCCCUGACCCUCUCUCAUUCACAUCUUCUAGAUCAGAAUCAAAGAUUGAUGAAAAGAGAAGAUAAGCUCAUGGAAUCCAACGCUGAGCUUAUGAAACAAGUCCUUCAACUCACUAAAGACCUUCAAGAGAUUAAGCUUCAACAGGCCAAGGCUUUGAAUCAGACUCCAGCAGCACCAGCCACUGUCACACCCGCUCCAGCUACUCCAUCUACUCAAGGUGUGACUGGUACCCCAGCUCCUCAGGCCACAUCAUCACCUCAGCUUCCUCAGCAAUCACCACAACAACAACCGACACAUCCCCUGGCUUCAAGGCAAAGUGGCAGUCCAAGCACGCAGCAGACUCCUAACCGUGGUCUCUACCAGCCCCACCCUGGUUACCAUCCCUUAGAGUCAGGGGCAUACUACCACCCCCAUAUGGUCCCGCCCUCCCAGAUGGGUGCAGCCGCUAACCAGGCGUGGUACCCCUCGGCUUACGGCAUGCCUUCGCCCAUGCACAACCCCGCCUUCUAUGCCCAGCAGGGUUACGCCAUGCCGACCUAUGAUCGCAGCGGCAUGUCACCGGGGAUGAUUGCAUCGACGCCAAGGAGCAGCGGGCGUGGUCCGUUGGAGAGUCUCUACGGGAUGUACACUUCGAUUCCUGCUUCCCCGGAAGAGAAGGGCUCCGCUGAACAAUUGGCUGCAUUACAAAGCUUAAGGCAGCAGCAACAGCAGCAGCAGGCAUCAACAGCAACUGCAGCCUACAACCAGCGUCUCCUGGUAUCUGGAGGAGCUGGAGCAGCCAGCAUUCAAGGGACUACCCCUCAGAAGCUUGGCCUUGAGAUAGAAGAGAAGGGUAUCGUAGGAAGGGCCACUGGGACACCAACAUCCACAGACAAACCUGUCAUGUUCAAAGGUUCAAUCACCAGUGGCCUUCCAUCCAAGUCUCAUGGUGUGGUCCCUCCAGCCAUGUUCUCACCGGGUUCACCGUCUCCCUCAGCUGCUGCCAGACCUACCCCUGCAGCACCUGCCCAGGUACCCACCAGAAGCUUCGUCACCACCCCAGAGAGGGGCAUCGAGAACGUGACUCCACCGGUGUCUACGCCCGGUUUGAGUUCCUUCACAGGGACGCUUACCAAGCCUCUCGGGACAGUUGAACCCAGCAAAGUGAGUCCCCAGCCUCAAGGAAUGGUGAAGCAAGAUACCUCUGACAGGCAGAGGUUGGCCAUGAUGGCAGCUGCUGCUACAGGAGGGGGUUCCCCUGCAAUGGGUGGGAGUUCCCCUGCUUCACUUCCUACAAGCGCAGCAGCUCAGCCAAAGACUCAAUUCACAGGAUUCACUCCCAGUCCUGCUUCUGCCACCUCCAAACCAAGUCAGGUCUUCAGCAACUUCUCUUUCUCACCAAGCACCAUCAAACCAUCGCCUUCAGUAGCCAAGCCAGCUACCACAUCAGCCUCCUCGUCACCAUUCGCGGGCUUCUCCUUCGGGAUGUCUACCACGUCUGCUCCGUCGACAUCAACCAUAUCAACUGCGGGAGUCUUCAAACCAGCGCCUUCAAAGGCCACCCUUCAGCCUCCUGGAUCAGGAUCACCUGUGGUCUUUGGUAAGCCUGAUCCCAGCCAGGACUCAAGGUCAGCAUCCCCAGGGUAUCCAGGUUUCUAUGACUCUCCAAAAACACUUUCAGGAACCCCUCAGGGUGAUCAGACUGUGCCAUCCACCAGGAAGCCAGGACAGAGUCCUCUAGCCAAAGAAACUGCAUCUCCAAAAGUAGCAGAUACACCCAAGUCAGUCUCCUUCAAGGCAGAAGUUGAUGACGAUGACGUCAUCUACAUAUCAAUGACCCAGCCAAGUCCAGAGCGGCGUGCUAAAGCAGAGAAACUCCAAUUGCCCAGUGGUUUUUACCUGUACGAGGAUGCCCCGCCUUGCAAGGGAUGUAUAGGAUGCAUCGAAGAUCUUGAUAUUGAUUCUCUUUUCCAGAAAGGAGAAGAUCAGAAGACAUCAGCGCCGGCCGUCAGACCGAAAGAACCAACUCCAUCUCCAUUCGCUGCUACAGGAGCAAGCUUGUCUGCAAGUUCACCAGGUGGAAGUCUGUUUGGAGGCGGAGAUACGGGUGGCGGAAUUUCAUUUGCAUCUUUAGCAGCCAACCAAUCAGAGGGAUAUGGACAGCCAUUUGGCAAAAAAGCUUCAGAUAAACCAUUCUCUUUUGCCAAUGCCGGGGCCCCUGUCUUUGGAGCUGGUGGGUCCCAUGACAACGAUGAUAACGAUGACUCACAUGGUGGUGAGGAGGAGUUCGAUCCUCACUACGAACCAAUCGUAACGCUGCCCGACAUCGGCACCAUCAAAACCGGGGAAGAGGAUGAUGUAGAGAUGUUCCGUCACAGGGCUAAGCUGUUUCGUUUUGAUCGCGACGCCAAGGCGUGGAAGGAGCGUGGCGUAGGAGAUAUCAAGAUCACGAGGAAUCCAAAGACCGGCCGUGCUCGUAUUCUCAUGAGGAGAGAUCAGAUUCUUAAGCUUUGUGCGAACCACUACAUCACAGCUACCAUGGAGCUGAAACCGAUGAUGGCUUCAGAGACGUCUUGGAUCUGGUUUGCUUGUGACUUCUCUGAGGAAGAAGCUAAGAAUGAACAACUGGCCGUCAAGUUCAAGCACGUUGAAGAUUCCAAACGAUUCAAGGAAUGUUUCUUAGAAGCUCAGAAACUACUUGAUAUCAAGGAAAGAAAGGCAGAGGAGAAGAAGAAAGAGGAAAAGACUGAAGAGAAAAGGAAUGUGAGCAGUAAGACCACCGAGGUCCAGUCACCAAGUAUUUUGCAAUCAAACCCACAGCUUACAAGUCUACUACUUGGAAAAGAGCCAUCAACUAGUACCAAACCUGAUGCCAAGGCUUCACCUGUCCCUGAAGCCCAAGGGGCGAGUGCUUCUGACAAGGGUGCAUCGAUUGCUGCAAGAUUCGCCAAGAAACCAGGGACGUGGGACUGUGACACCUGCCUUGUUAACAAUCAAGCUGAUGCUACAUCCUGUGUUGCAUGUGCCACACUAAAGCCAGGUACGGAUCCCAAACCAUCUGCGAGUGCAGGUGCAGCAGGUGGUGCCUUUAGCGCUCCAUCAGGGUUUACCUAUGGUACUAAGUCAGGCGGUGCCGGUACUGGGUUUGCUUUUGGCAGUAAACAGACACCAUCUACAGGAAGUACCACUGGAAGUGACAUCUCCUUCAAGUUACCCUCAGGGUUCAGGGGGUUUUCUGGAAGUUCUGAUACCACGAAGGGUGCAACCCCCAACUCUACCAUAACUGAUGGUGCCACUGCUGGUGCCGCCUCAUCAGAUUCAUCUACAGGAAGUACCACUGGAAGUGACAACUCCUUCAAAUUGCCCUCAGGGUUCAGCGGGUUUUCUGGAAGUUCUGAUACCACGAAGGGUGCAACCCCCAACUCUGCCACUACUGAUGGUGCCACUGCCGGUGCUGCCUCAUCAGGUUUAUCAUCUAAGCUUUCUGCGGGAUUCAACUUUAAACCUCAGUCUUCAGCUUCGCCAGGAUCUGUCUUUGGUGCCAAGAAAGAUGAAACUCAAAAGCCCAAGGAGAGCGAUGGUGCCAGCAAGGCACCCUCAACAGGCUUUGUUUUUGGGAGCACCAAGACCAAUGAAGCAGAACCUUCAGGGGCAACCACUCCUGGCGGUACCAAGGUCACAGACAAGUUCACCUUUGGUACCCACAUGCCUCAGUUCUCUUUUGGUGGCAAGGGCAAAUCUGCAGGUGAUACAGGAUUUGCAUUUGGUGUUCCAUCAACUAAGCCAGCUGCAGAUGAACCUGAAGAAGGAUACCCAUUCUCUGAUGCUCUCAAGACAUUGAGCACUGAUUCUGAAUCCAAAGCGGACUCUACAACAACAACAGCACCGGCCACUUCCUCUAUGCCAAGCAAACCCUCACUGACCUUUGCUGACCUUGCCAAAUCUCAAGGAUCCAUUUUCACAUUCCGUAUGGACAUCAACACAAUGAACGCCACCAGCUCGGUCAAGUCUCCAGCUGGAGCUAAGUCUCCUGCCGGAGCCAAGUCUCCAGGUGUUGGAAGGUCUCCUAAGACCUCUUUCUCCAGGGGAGGGAGAACACUGUCUGGAGGCUCUGUGGAUGAUGAGGUGGAGCAAGAAGAUGAUAUCUACUUUGAACCCAUCUUUCAGUUACCUGAUGAUUAUGAAGUCAAGACAGGAGAGGAAGGAGAAGAGGCGAAGUUCAGCCACCGUGCCAAGUUAUAUCGCUACGAUGGUGGAUCAAAACAAUGGAAGGAGAGGGGUGUAGGAGAUAUCAAGGUUCUAUAUAACUCUGAUAAACAUUCCUACAGGAUCGUCAUGAGAAGAGAACAGGUCUUCAAAGUCUGUGCCAACCACCUCAUAACCUCUCACAUUGAGCUUCGUCCAAACGCCGGCUCUGACCGCUCGUGGGUGUGGUCAGCUAUGGAUGCUUCGGACGGUACGGUCCAGAAUGAACAACUAGCCGUCCGCUUCAAGAUGGCUGAAACUGCCAAGGAGUUCAAGAAGUCUGUUGACAAGGCAAAGGAAGAUCUAGAGAAGGGUGAAGGAAAGGAGAAGAAGACUGAUUCUUCAGAUUCUAAAAGUAAAGAGCCUGUUAUCAAGUCAUGUGACCCCAACCUCUCAUCUGCUCUUGCCGACGCCAUCAAGGCUUCAUCAGAAUCCACUGCCUCGUCAUCCAUUCAAUCAAUUUCUGGAGAUUUGAACCCAGAGGAAGAGAGAGACAUUCAGUUCCAGCCCAUCGUCAAACUCCCAGAAAAGGUAGACAUCAUCACAGGAGAGGAGCAAGAGAAGGCCAUUUUUGUCGGGCGUGGCAAGCUCUACCGGUUUGAUGUAGGCUCUCGACAGUGGAAGGAGAGGGGCCUGGGUGAUAUGAAGAUCAUGAAGAAUCACGAUGCUGAUGUGUACCGGAUCGUUAUGAGGAGAGAGCAGAUUCAUAAGGUUUGCGCCAACCACUAUAUCACCACUACCAUGUCACUGCAUCCAAUGUCUGGUUCAGACCGGGCCUGGGUGUGGCAUGCCAUGGAUGCUGCCGACGGUACACCAGUCUCAGAGCAGCUCGCUAUCAAGUUCAAAGAUACCACCAUUGCUGGAUCCUUCAAGGAGAUGUUUGAGGAAGCUCAGGCAAAGAUUAGACUCCGAGAUGAACAGAUGGGAAGUCAGGAUGAAGGAGCUACCGCAUCGUCUUCGUCUACCGGUCAAGGAGACGACGUUGCCAAGGCAACCGCCUCCAACCAAGGUGACUAAUAUGAAAUUGAACUGAAGACAGAAACCCAUGAAGCAGAAGAAGAGGAGGAGGAAGAUGAAGAGGAUUACGAGGAUGAUGACGACGAUUAUGAGGAUGAGGAUGAAUAUGAUGAAGAAGAAGAGGAGGAGGAUGAUGAGGACGAUGACAUUUAUGAUUACAUUGAUAAUGAUGAUGGAGAGGAAGACGAUAAGGACAAUGAUGAAAACGAGUCAAAAACCAAAUAACGUGAUCACUGACAUCGUCUUGCUCGUCGACAGUAGCAGCAUCAUCCAAAAGCUAUGAUCAGGGUGCAGUCGAAAAGAAACAUUUGAAUUCAUGUAAUGAAGUUAUGUGACCAUAGGGUUCCCUUGUGCUACAUCUUAUUCUGGAUUGAUGUUAAUGGAUAUCCAAAAUUGGAUUGUUUCGUGGAAUUAUUUAUGUUCAACCCAAAACAGUGCACAAGCUAAAAUAUGAAUAUAGAAAUAACACAAAUUUGAUGGACAUGUUCCUUGUUCUCUUUUGCCAUUAUAAAGUAGAAUUGAUCUUAUAAGAAGGAUAUUAUUUCUGGUUCUGUACUUAAGAAGCAUCAAAAGCUGAAUUCAUUGGAUAUUUCAUAGGUUAUGGUUUUUACAAGAACUCUUGCAAUCACUUGUAAGCCAAACUUAAAUCUAAACUUCACUCAUAAUCCUUGUUAUUAAAGAUGGAAAUUUACAAUUUUUUAUUUGCUUUAAUUAAUAUUGAUUCAAAAUAACUAUAAUCUGUUGCAAAUUCAAUAUUUCAUGCAAAACACUCUCUCAGUUCCCUUUCUGAUCAUUAAGAGAAACCAAUCCUUGCUGAUCACCACGGAUAAAUGAAAAUAUUAACGAUUUAAUCAUGAUUAAUUAUUGAUUCAACUUCUCCCUGAUUGGUAUGUUGAUUGGAUGGAGUGUGGUUGAGAAAGAUCUCCAUUUCCCUGAUAAAAACUUCUGUUGAUCUAUGAUCAUUUGUUUUCAAUAACGAGAUCAGUGAAUAAAGAGAACUGUUACCAUGGAUCCCUGGCUCGACGGCCAAUCAAAAUGAAGGUAUCCAUGGUAUUUACAUGUACCUUUAUCGUAAAUCUUUAGAAAAUAGGCAAUCUGCCCUUCCUUGACCAGUUCCAACUUCUCAAAAUUUAUACCUUGUAUGUAUCAACUGCUGUUACAAUGUGGACUUAAUCUAUCCAAGACUUUAAACAUAAUUUUAGAUCGAUCAAGAUCAGUUUUAUGACAUUAUCUUGUUAUCAUUGCAUCAUUGCAUUAUUAAGUUUAUCAUAUCCAUUCUGUAAUUCAACUUGUGUUAUUAAGUUUCUGUAUCAUUGUAACCUUGUAGUCUAUUCAUCAGUCCUGUAGAUGUAUACCUACCAACUGUACCUAUUAAAUAGGACAGUCCUGAUGUUUGGUGAAAGAAAGAGUCAAUUCAGCCGCUAUGUCCCUUUGCUUGUACUUACGUAUAGGAAUCUCAGCAAUGUUCCUUUGUUCAGUUUCUGUCUUUCUGUAUUUCUCACUUUAAUGUGUCGGGGUUGGUGGUUACGUAGAUGUUCCAUUAUAUUGGCAGCAUUGCGAGGCAACUUUAUCUGUUUGAAAAGACUUAAAUGCACAUGUGCAAGACAUACGUGUAGGGUAGCUUUAAAAGAGCAUAUAUACAACAGUAGUUGCAUCUCAAAUCUAAAGCUGCCUUUAAUGUGAUACACAAAGUAGAAGAUGUUAGACACCUUAAAUUGAGAAAGAUAAUUUAUGGCCAGAUGAAAAAAAGGUGUUAUUUUUAUUAAACUUUAUCAUUUUGAAAAUUAAAUAGUGUUCGGGGGCCCCAUUUCAUAAAGAGUUACAACUGUUGUAACUUCUCCAUUAUGGCGCACCACUACCAUGGUAACAAGACUCAGCAGCCAAUCACAAUCAAGGUCUCCAUUGUAGGUGUCAUAAUGAUAAAGUUAUAAUAGUUGUAACUCUUAAAUGAAACAAGGCCCCUUGACGACAUUUGAUUACCCAUGAGAUCAUGAAAAGAUGUUGGCUUGUGUUUCUAUCCACCAUUUUAAUUGGUUCUGUGUUUUUCAUCUCUGAUGUAAUGUUCUGUGUAUAUGUUUUCUUUAAAACAGAAAUUUGCAAGUCCUAUGUGAGGCGUAAAUGUAAAGAAAGCAUUGUAAGCCUUCCGUUAUUGAAUAUUUGAAUGUUAUUUGUAAAGAAAAAACAUGCCUUAUUGUCGAUUUGAUUUUUAGCAUACAAUAAAUUUUGAGUUGAUACUUGUA
Molecule: messenger RNA, 10174 nt
Organism: Lytechinus pictus (painted urchin)
Lineage: Eukaryota; Metazoa; Echinodermata; Echinoidea; Temnopleuroida; Toxopneustidae
Product: RANBP2-like and GRIP domain-containing protein 8
Exons: 38
Coding region: 120-7934 (2604 amino acids)
Biological process (GO): intracellular transport
Cellular component (GO): cytoplasm; nuclear pore
Molecular function (GO): GTPase activator activity; protein binding
Source: RefSeq, a predicted model, not a curated record